Molecule: messenger RNA, 1487 nt
Organism: Mycotypha africana
Lineage: Eukaryota; Fungi; Mucoromycota; Mucoromycetes; Mucorales; Mycotyphaceae
Exons: 2
Coding region: 440-1126 (228 amino acids)
Source: RefSeq, a predicted model, not a curated record
AUUUUAGUCACAUUUUACGAUACUGAGGAUAUGCUGAUCGUGAAGGCUUACAAUGUCACUCGUCUUUGCAACAUCGUCCUUAAACUUAUUCAACGUGCCUAGCAGUGUACCAAAUAAUCGUUUAUUUCGUUGUUUUGUAGCUGCAUCGGUAUCUGUUAGGCGUGGUCUUUUGACCUAACAUUCACAGUGAAACAUGCCAAAAACAGUUAGAACGAUCAAGCAACAAAAGUCUCUCUGUUCAAUUUUCAUAGUUCACCUCCUCGUUUGGCUGCUCGACGGAAGAGCCUGUAUCGUCUGUUUGCCUUUUAAGAGCUUUAUUCGUUUCAGACACGACUAUGCUUGACUGCACCAUGAGGAAGUUAUAAUCCGAAUAGUGUAUAUUGUUAAAAAGACGAGCGUACAAGUUCCUUCUCAGAGACAGAGAAGAAAAGAAAAAAAAAUGGGCGGAAUGUAUAUUUCAGUCUUUUUCUUGUUCCUGCCACAACGCAAGAAAUCAUUAGAUCCAAACGAGGAAACGCUUGCCUCACCAGUUUUCUCCUUGUUCAAACUUUUUUUUUUUUUUAAAAAACAGCAACAAUCUAGGAAUAGUAUGUUAGCUGGAGAUAAGAGAACGAGCUAUUGUUUUGAUCAACUGAAAGAUAAAUUCGCUGAAGUUUAUCCUCCUGCAACAGACGACGAGUUGCAGAGCCUUAUUGUAAACCUAGAAGCAUCAAAUGAAGGGCUAGCCAUCGGUAUACCAGACGACUUAUCAUCAUUAUGGCGUAUAUCUUCUGAGUGGCAUUUGAUUAAAGACCAUUACAACGUGUUUGGUUUCAACAUUUAUAGCCCUCAGCAGGUUAUUCCUGUCACAAAUGAUAUUUUUGGUGGCUCUGAAGACGUACGACAAGAAUGGGUCAUGAUGUCAGGACAGGAGCAAGAAUCGUGCGGAUCAGCCGGCUGGAUGUGUAUAGCUAGCUAUUCUGAGUACGAUUACAUAUUUAUGAAUUUUAACAAAAGAUCACGCAUGUUUGGAACAACCAGGCAUAUGGUGAAUAACACGAACGAAGAUAAUGCUUUAACAAACCCACCAUUUUCAAAUUUUAUCGAGUAUGUGUUGGACUUUGUGGAAGGAUACCAACAAGAAUAAAGAUAAAUGUUCCUCAGUAAAGGUUGAGUGGCAAUAUAUGAAUGCAAGUACAUUGCAGAACUCAUAUCAUUCGAUAGCGCUCUAAUAAAAAAAAAGCCCAAGAGUAAAACGCAAACUUGAAUUCUAUGUUUGAUUGAUAAAACUACCAUGGCUGCUUUCAUGAGAUAAACUAGCAGAUUUGGGUAUUCCCAAGGGCAUAAAGCAUAUAUAAAAACUCUUAAAACUCAUCCUAUAGUCUGAUAUUACGGGGACCAAAGUUUACUAGUUUAUAACCUAGCCGCACCUAAAAUUAUUGUUUAAUUAUCAAGUUUUUCGCGCAACAAAUCGUAUCAUUGCUCUGCCUCAUUAUUAUUGUAGAUCG